Messenger RNA from Coccinella septempunctata (seven-spotted ladybird), 2134 nucleotides. RefSeq names its product heat shock protein 68-like. Bases 102 to 2012 code for a protein of 636 amino acids. The record is from RefSeq and is a predicted model, not a curated record. The transcript has a single exon. NCBI's taxonomy places the organism in Eukaryota, Metazoa, Arthropoda, Insecta, Coleoptera, Coccinellidae. Gene Ontology annotation, molecular function: heat shock protein binding; ATP-dependent protein folding chaperone; ATP binding. Gene Ontology annotation, cellular component: cytoplasm. Gene Ontology annotation, biological process: cellular response to unfolded protein; protein refolding.
AGAUUCAAAGAAUACAAUACGACGUAGAAGUGAACACACCAAGUGUCGCAACUAUAAAGUGCUUACUUGUGAUCAAAAUAAGUGUUUAAAACCAAAACAAAAUGGUGAAAUCGAUUGGAAUCGACCUGGGAACAACGUACUCCUGCGUUGGCGUCUGGCAGCACGGCAAAGUGGAAAUAAUCGCCAACGACCAAGGAAACAGAACGACACCAAGUUACGUCGCCUUCACAGACACAGAAAGACUCCUCGGAGACGCGGCCAAGAACCAGGUGGCCAUGAACCCCAGCAACACGGUCUUCGACGCCAAAAGACUGAUAGGGAGGAAGUUCGACGAUCCGAAAAUCCAGCAAGACAUCAAACAUUGGCCCUUCAAGGUGGUCAACGACAACGGCAAGCCCAAAAUCCAGGUGGAGUACAAGGGGGAGAAGAAAAUAUUCGCCCCCGAAGAGAUCAGCUCUAUGGUCUUGACGAAAAUGAAGGAAACGGCAGAGGCGUACCUUGGAGAAAGUGUGAAAGACGCUGUAAUCACUGUACCGGCUUAUUUCAACGACUCCCAAAGACAAGCGACGAAAGACGCCGGUGCUAUAGCUGGGUUGAACGUGAUGAGGAUCAUAAACGAACCGACAGCAGCCGCUUUGGCUUACGGUCUGGACAAAAACCUCAAAGGGGAGAGGAACGUUCUAAUCUUCGACCUGGGUGGUGGAACCUUCGACGUCUCCAUCCUGACCAUAGACGAAGGAUCCUUGUUCGAGGUUAGAGCCACGGCCGGUGAUACACAUCUAGGUGGUGAAGACUUCGACAACAGGUUAGUGAAUCACCUGUCGGAAGAAUUCCAGAGGAAAUACAAGAAAGACCUGAGAAGCAACCCAAGAAGCCUCCGACGUCUGAGAACCGCAGCAGAAAGGGCCAAACGUACCUUAUCAUCCAGCACAGAAGCCACCAUUGAAAUCGACGCUUUAUACGAUGGAGUCGAUUUCUACACGAAAAUCUCCAGGGCAAGAUUCGAAGAGCUAUGCUCAGAUCUGUUCAGAAGCACCCUUCAACCAGUCGAGAAAGCUUUGGCCGACGCCAAAAUGGACAAGGGAACCAUACAAGACGUAGUUCUAGUCGGAGGUUCCACCAGAAUCCCCAAAAUCCAACAGCUACUCCAGAACUUCUUCAGCGGCAAACCCUUGAACCUAUCCAUCAACCCAGACGAAGCAGUCGCUUACGGAGCGGCAGUUCAAGCAGCGGUACUGGGAGGAGCAACGGAUUCCAAAAUUCAAGACGUGCUCUUAGUUGACGUGGCCCCACUAUCCCUCGGAAUCGAGACGGCUGGAGGUGUAAUGACCAAGAUCAUCGAGAGAAACGCCAGGAUCCCCUGCAAACAAACCCAGUCCUUCACGACUUACGCCGACAACCAACCGGCCGUCACCAUCCAGGUGUUCGAGGGCGAAAGAGCCAUGACCAAAGACAACAACUUGCUGGGAACGUUCGACCUAACCGGGUUACCUCCUGCGCCUCGUGGGGUCCCAAAGAUUGAGGUCACCUUCGAUCUGGACGCAAACGGAAUCCUGAACGUUUCCGCCAAAGAUACCAGCUCUGGAAAUUCCAGAAACAUCACGAUCAAAAACGACAAAGGUCGUCUAUCCCAGAAAGACAUAGAUAAGAUGGUCGCGGAUGCGGAGAAAUACAAGGAAGAAGACGAAAAGCAAAGGCAGAGAGUUUCCGCCAGGAACCAACUAGAGGGCUAUAUCUUCCAACUGAAACAAGCCGUAGCCGACUGCGGAGACAAACUGAGUAGCGAAGAUAAAGCUACCGUCGAAAGAGAAUGCCAGAAUAGCCUCCAAUGGUUGGACUCGAAUACUCUAGCAGAAAAGGAGGAAUACGAAGAUAAACAGAAACAAUUAACGUCCAUCUGCAGUCCCAUCAUGUCAAAACUCUAUGCUGGAGGAGCUGCUGGUGGGAACGCUGGAAUGCCUGGACAACAAACCGGGGGAAACAAAGGUCCUACCAUCGAAGAAGUUGAUUAAAACAUUGUUAACAUUUCUAUAUCUUUAAGAAGACUGAUUUAUUUAGCGUUGAAUAGUUUCUAAGUUGUUUUAUUUUCAUAGAAAAAUGUGAUAAUUUAUUUGAAUAAAAGCUUAUAAUACUA